This is a messenger RNA of Anopheles funestus (African malaria mosquito), 2179 nucleotides long. Its product is annotated as phenoloxidase-activating factor 2-like. NCBI's taxonomy places the organism in Eukaryota, Metazoa, Arthropoda, Insecta, Diptera, Culicidae. Gene Ontology annotation, biological process: proteolysis. The transcript has 5 exons. The record is from RefSeq and is a predicted model, not a curated record. The coding region runs from base 705 to 2051 and encodes 448 amino acids. Gene Ontology annotation, molecular function: serine-type endopeptidase activity.
CGCUUACCUUCUAGAAUCUCACCCACCAGCCGGAUAAUUGGAAUCCCAGCAGCAGAAGCAGCAGCAGUAUGGCCGUGUCUGGUCAAUCCAUGACACUACUACACGGCAUGCAAACAAACGACUGUUCCGCGCAACUGCAUGCAGCCGUAAUUGCCUGUACCAAGGCUCGAUGGGAUUUUCCGAUUCCGAAAAACAGUGUCCACUUGGGGAAAUUACUAUAAAUGGAAGGCAUGUAAGCCGUGGUACGUUUCAGUGGCAUUCGGUACGUUGUACGAGAAGCAGUAGGUGUUUAGAUGCCGUGUUUUUUCUAGCGUAGAAAGCGUCCGUGGUCAGUGCACAAGUGGAGUGAUAGUACAGUAAAAGCAUAUUGAUUCAAUCCCUUAAAACUGAGGAAUUGUGUAUUGUAAAUAACUACUGAUCUUUCUUACAAGAUCAUGUAAUGUUUGCUAGAUACGUUUCUAGCGUUUAAAAAAAAGUAAAUUGAAUUAUUAAACAUUACGUACCAUUCUCCAAACAAGUUACAAUCGUUACGAUUGACAUUAUUCCAUUUCCAUAUAGUCAAUCUUAAGUGACUGCACGUUUGUUCAUUGAUUGAGCAGCCCCUUUAAUAAUCUGCUGCAAGUAAAACUCUCUCUUCGUUUGCGUUGAACCACGUGUUUAGUUAAUAAUAGCACGCUUGCACGCGAUACAUUCGCAAGCGGUGGAUGGACAUAAUCGUGUGUCUGCUUUCGUCUGAUGUAAACGACCGUAAAAGCACCAGAAGCGUAUUGAAAACAAAACCCAAACCUGUGAUGGUUUCCAUUUAUAUAGAGCUGGUCCUUUUGGCCAGCAGUGUCUACAGCGUUGCUGCACUUUCUACCAUCGAACACAACCCAGCGUUCAAUUUCCCUCAGGAUGGAGCUUCACCAAACAAUGACCUCACACGACAGGCCUUUAAUGUGAGCAAUGGUAUUACCAGCGGUGUCCUUACGGGUGUCGUACCGUUGCAGACAGGUAUUCUACCGAACAUUGUUAACACCGGUGUAACUACAGGGCAGACGUGCAUUUGUGUACCAACUGGCCGGUGUAAUACAACAAGCACUGGUGGUACAACGGACGGUGCUGGUCAGUUAGACGUUAGGAUUGUAUCGAACCCAACCGCCAAUACAGGGGUAACGAUUGGCUCAACGACCACAACUACCACAAGUGCCGUCGCAUCAGUGAUUGGAGUCAACAUCGUCUCACCUGCGAGCUGUCAAUCUGGGCUGGAACGUUGCUGUCUGGCUGGCAGCUACCAGUGUGGCCUGCAGUAUCCACCAGUUGCAAACUCCCCUGCAGUUACUGCCAACCAGGCUAGCUACGGUGAGUAUCCUUGGCAGGUGGUAUUGCUCGGACCGGGUGACGUAUACGUUGGUUCCGGUGCGCUUAUUGACAAUCUACACGUGCUGACCGCUGCUCACAAAAUUUCGGACUACACUUCCGGCAGUCGAACGCUUAAGGUACGUCUUGGCGAAUGGGAUGCAGCAUCCACGUCGGAACCCUUGCCCGUCCAAGAGUACAAUGUGGCGCGGUACUUUGUACAUCCGAGCUUUAAUUCGGCUAACCUGCGCAACGACAUUGCCAUCUUGCGUCUGUCAGGAACGGUAACACUCGGUACAACGCCAACAAUUGCAACCGCGUGUCUGCCCGUCACUUCCUUUGUUGGUAGCCGCUGUUGGGUAUCCGGCUGGGGUAAGAAUGAUUUCGUUAGCGGCGCGUUCCAGUCGAUCCCGAAAGAGGUGGACGUACCGAUCGUAAAUUCGGUCAACUGUCAAACGGCACUACGGACGACGCGUCUCGGUGCAAACUUUGUGCUCGAUACGACGAGCUUUAUCUGCGCUGGAGGUGAACUGGGCAAGGAUGCUUGCACGGGAGAUGGCGGAUCACCGUUGGUCUGUUCGCUCAAUGGACGCUGGUAUGUGGUGGGUUUGGUAGCUUGGGGUAUCGGUUGCGGAGCGAACGGUAUACCUGGGGUUUACGUUAACGUGGCAUCCUAUAUCCCGUGGAUCACGAGUACGAUCGCCACCGUUUAAUCAACCAUAACUGACGCACAACGGAGUUAUUUUGUUUCUGUUAUUAAAAUCUAAAUUCGAGAUCAUUUCAUGCUGCUAAAUAAAGGCAACGAGGAUCAGACAAGAUCGGACUCAAAAGAGUGAUAUUC